UUACAGGGUCACAGAGCACCUCUCCAGGUGACGGAAGCAUAUGUAAACACCACAGAGAAUGCUACAUUAGCAGAUGAGGUUUCAUUUGCACCACCACCAUCCAAAGUUAGUACCUCACUUGAGCAGGGACAACAACCCCUUUACGAGAACUGUGACGAUGUUAAACCCAGCACAACAUCAAAGAAUUGGGAAGUGAGUAGGGAAUUUGUCCACAUAGUUAAAGACAUUGGAAAGGGUACUUUCUCUAAAGUUGCCAAAGGAGAGGCUUGGAAUAUUAAAGGCAUGAAGGGCUUGACUACGGUAGCAGUAAAAAUGCUGAAAGGUCGGUGAUAUUUUGAGAUUGAAACCUAUGAUUAGUAAAGCGCACUUUUUUAAUAAUAUGUUUGCUUAGUUAUUGCUUUUGUGUUUGGAUAGAAAACUCCCCGGAUUCUGACAAAGAGGACCUGCUGUCAGAACUGAAUUUGAUGAAACAGAUGAAACCUCAUCCUCACGUGAUCAAGCUACUGGGAUGCGUCACAGAAACUGGUAAAUGGAGUAAUUAUCUGCCACGCACUUUCACCCUAUAUAGACCUUAAUAGAGAGACCUGGUUAAAACCACAUUUUUUACUAUGAUUUUCUUGUUAUUUCUACAGUUGGCUAAGGCACCAGUGUUGUGUUUUAUUGUCUAAAAAACUUCUAAAAAAAUCUUUUAACAAAGUUUCAGAGAAAGGUGAUUACAAAAAAACGCAAAUCAUCUCAGUCGAAAACAACGAGUCUUUAGAGAUAAUUCUAUAACCAGCGAUCUACAAAUUGUAUAAUUAUGACGUUUUUAAAUAACUCAAAAAUGAAUCAUGUAUCAUACAAUCUUUUCUCACAGAGCCUUUACUCGUGCUCAUUGAGUAUAUUCCUUACGGUGAUCUAUUGGGGUUCCUAAGAAAGAGUCGGGGUCUCAAGGACACGUACUACAACAGUCCUGAUGUAAAGCCGCAAACAAAUCUUAGUUCACGGCAGCUUAUGCAAUUUGCCCAGCAGAUCGCUGAUGGAAUGAAUUAUCUCUCAUCUUGUAAGGUAACGACAAAGUGGUGGAUACAUGUAGGAAAUUAAAAAUGUUAAUGAUAAAGGCAAUGCUAAUUGUGCCAAAUUAAGGACAGCUAGUCACCGAGCAAUUUUUUUCUUUUAUAUUUUUCUGUCGCAAACAAAAAAAUAAUACAUCGAUUGAAAACUAUUGAAAGAAUUAUAGUAUAUAGGAUUAACAAGGGCUAUUGGAAGAUUCUGUUAGCACGUGGGACGAGUGUAAGAGUCACUGGAGUCAACAUUAAAAAAUACAUUUCACUAUGGAUUGCAAGUGCGGUUUCGUGUGAUUACUCAAGAUUCUCUUCAUUAUUAUACCUGUUUUAAUGUAAUUGACUUUAUCAAGAGAAAACUGAUUUUGUCAAAACUGAAUAGGUAUGAAUGAAAAAAAAAAUUGACUUGCUUAAUAUUAUUUUAUUUUUGGCCAGAUUAUCCAUCGCGACUUGGCAGCAAGAAAUGUCCUUGUAGGUGAAGGAGAAAACUGUAAGGUGACAGAUUUUGGAAUGGCGAGGGAUGUAAACCAAGAUGACAUUUACACAAAGAAAAGUCGGGUUAGAAUUUUUCAAAAGUUGCUCUAUAAAACAGUCUUUCGAGACGCAUUUCAUGACUGCUUCUGAGGAGAUGACGAAUGUUACACAUUUUCAAUUUUCUUAGGGGAUGAUAGGAAGGUGAUAGCUUACUUGUCUGGUGCUUGUCAUCUUAACCACUCGACUCAAUUAACGGUCGAUGAGCAUAAAAAGAGGGAAGGAUUUGCGAUGCAGAGAUCACAGCUUCAAGUAGACUUCCUCAAUCACCGAGUUCUAAUACUAAUUGCUUUUCAUUCAAAUUCUAAAACUGAAAACCAAUUUUUUUUCCAGCAGCUUAGUACGAAAACAGCUUUAUUGUGCUACAUGCGGUUUUUAUUCCAUGACAGCCUGGCACACUUGUCCUUGUUGUUGUUUUCUUUUGUAUUCUUUCUUUUUAACAUUUUUAUAAUGUUAUAUUCAUUUGCGAUCAAACAGGGUCGUCUGCCAGUAAAGUGGACUGCUCACGAGGCUUUACUUUAUGGAACAUAUACAACCCAGAGUGACGUGUAAGUGAGUCAUCGUUAAGCUACAAUUUUUGUAAAAACAUUCUGAAUAGUAGUUAUUACGUAUUAUCGUUUUAAAUUGUAAGAUACGAGCCCUUUAGCUUGCGAACAUCACUGUCAAGAGUCUAUGUUAAAGAGAAACCAAGGGAUCUAGGUUUGCUCUAAGAUGUUUUCAAUAUAAUGUUAAGCCAAGAAGCUAUACUCUCUUAAUUUUGCGUCUAUUUGUCUGUUUCAUGCUUUGCACUCAGUCGUUCCUCGGGAUUUUUGGAGAUAUUCGAGGCACAAGGGUUGAUGGGAAAGGCGAAAACACUGGAGCGCUCCCAUAGGUCGAGUCGAUCUAUAGCUCAGAAAAUGGUCCGACACGUCGAACCUUUCUUAUUGUGUUUUGCUUAAAUCCUAAGAUUAAAAGGGAAAAGAAUUAGGGAGCUACGAUUUCUUAACCACUACACAAAGCAAUCGCUACCAGCCUUAAUUUUAUAGCACUGCUGUGUAGUGUUAAACAGAAAAUAAAAGCUUACAAACUAUUAACCAUUCUAAGUCACUGCUUAACCCUAUAAUCACUUUACAUUAGUGCGAACCAUUAUCGCACCUUUAUUUUCUCACUCCUUUUUCCUGUUAAAUUGGUUACCAUUACGCUCUUUUAAUUUAGUUCUAAUUUUCUACUAAAUAUAUAUUAUAGAAUCUUGAAUGCAUUCUUCCCAUGUGCAUUUGCGUUUCGAAAACUUUCCCAUUUGUCGAGGGAAUUUUAGUAUAUCAUAUUUUAGUAUAUACACACUCAAUGAUCUUGGUGAUUCGAGCAAUCUGAUUGAUUCGCUAUCUUGGACUAUGACGUUUUAGUAUUUACCAAAUCAGUAAAUAGCAAUUUUCGCGCGUUAUGAUUGGCUGCCGUAACUCGGAAUAUCCUAGGUUAUUCCAUGUUUUGCGACCGGAGUCAAGAUGACGUCUCGUUUCGAGACAUUUUCGGAAGACGAAAUUUGUGCGAUAAAUGUAGCAGUAAUACAAACAAAUACUAAGAAGGCGACUUUGGCUUGUCGGUGUUCACUGGUAAGUAGAAAAUGAUUUUCAUGCCGAAUUUACAACAAAAUCGUAAAAUGCACUUGACAAAAUCCCCGAAAUGUUUGUAAAUUGUAAACAAAGAUCCUACCAAGUGACGUUUCUAAUUUACAAAAAGCUACUUUUUUUCAGUUUUAUCCAACUGCAUGAUUCUGUAAACACUAAAACAACUGUAUAUCCCCCUCAGGGUCGGUAAACAGCGCUUCGCGUCUCGGUAUAUCACCACACUAGGCGGUGAACAUAAAGCAAAACAAAAUCACUGUCGUGAACUGGGUGUCUUGCCAAAGUUUCAGAGUAAGAACUUUUUGAAAAUACAAGAAUAUCUUAGUGUUGAUGAUUUUGAAGGUAAGAAAAGACUUCGUGGUGUUUAAACAGCGUUUAUUACAAUUAUCUUUGAUCUCUUUCGAUCUCCUCGAUCGUAGCCGCUGUUGACAGCAAUUACAAGAAGCGGCAAAAAACUUUCUCUUUUACGGUGAGUUGACAGAACGCUUUCUUUUCAAAAGGGGUAGUAAUUUAACCUUUGGACGUUUUCUUUCAAACAAUUGAUGCUAAAGUCUACAAAAAGAUUAUUUAGAAACUAUGAUUGUAGAAGAUACUGUAAGCUUAAAGAUUUAAGGUGGCUUGACUGGAUUUUUUGGGGUUGAUACCUCCUUAAAGAUGAAAAUUUCUUAUGGUCUGGGUUUUAUUGCAAUCGGAGUCGCCAUGGCAACGUAAUGACGCCAUUACGUUUUUCAUGUAUCUUUGUGUUUCUCUGUUCCAGGAGUUUUUUGAAGAAAUCGCUCAAGGGAUUAUGUACCUGCUAUAAUUGCCUCCAUUAUGGCAAAGUUUGAACAAAUUCUAUGAGAGCGUUUUCGAAAUAUUUUGAAAUGUAGUUUUAAGAAUAAUAAAAACAGUGAAAUAGCAUGCUAGCUACACAGUUCGCUAAUAUUUUAAGAAAAUGAUAAGCUUUGGGAAGGAGGCUUCAUCUCAUAGUGGUUUGAUUCCAUUGAAAACAGCUUACAAAAAAAGAGGGGAAUUGCUCUGAACGAUGGCGAGUAAGAAGAAUUUCAUUAACUUGCAUUCAGGUGCUUUUGAUACAGUUUUUGGACGUAAUUUGGUCCAUGCCUAAAAAUUUCGCAUUUUUCCAAAAACCGCGCGAUAGAUUUUUUUAUAAAUUCGACAAUCCGAGAUCAAUUGUCAAGAAAUAUUCCCUGCAAGUUUGAAGAACAUUGAAAACAAGGAAGGCUUUUAAAUAGGGCCUCAAAUAUAACCAGUUUUCCUCCCAGAUUUUGUGUUUACAAGUGAGGGUCCUCAUUAUUCACUGGCAUUGUUUUCAAGUUUCAUAUGCACGUGCACAACUAGCAAAAAGAUAUAAUUUUACAUCAAAAAGAACUUUCGAUUACUUUCCGAAGAAAUAUCCGGAAUAUGCUAAUAACUGGCUUGUCGUCACAGAUAGCAGUGAGAGCCGAAACGGUGAACGUCACGGCUCAUCUUGUAGGAUGGAAUACUUAAUUAUCUUACUCAGGUUAUAACAUCACAGAAACUCUCACAAAGAGUUGCUCUGACGUUAUAAUGUAUCAUUAAUCUCUUUACCCGGUAAUUAGCAUAUCCCGGAGAUUUAACCAAGGGUCCUUUUUGAUGCAAAUUCUAUCUUUUUGCUAAAUGUGCACGUGUAUAUGCAAUGCCAGUGAAUAAUGAGGACCCCCACUUGUAAACACAAAAUCUGGGGGGAAAAUUGGCUAUAUUUGAGGCCCUAUUUAAAAGCCUUCCCUGUUUUCAAUGUUCUUCAAACUUGCAGGGAAUAUUUCUUGACGACUCAUCUCGGGAUUGUCGAAUUUAUAAAAAAAAUUCAUCGCGCAGUUUUUGGAAAAAUGCGAAAUUUUUAGGCAUGGACAAAAUUACGUCCAAAAACUUUAUAAACUUUAUCAAAAGCAGCUAAAUGCAAGUUAAUAAAAUUCUUCUUACUCGCGAUCGCCCAGAGCAAUUCCCCUCUUUUUUUGUAUGCAGUUUUCAAUGGAACCAAACCACUAUGAGAUGAAGCCUCGUUCCUAAAGCUUAUCAUUUUCUUAAAAUAUUAGCGAACUGUGUAGCUAGCAUGCUAUUUCACUGUUUCUAUUAUUCUUAAAACUACAUUUCAAAAUAUUUCGAAAACGCUCUCAUAGAAUUUGUUCAAACUUUGCCAUAAUGGAGGCAAUUAUAGCAGGUACAUACUCCCUUAAGUGUCAUUGUCUGAGAAAGUGUUCCAGGGGCCAAAAGUUGUGUUCAACCGAUUUGGCUGAAACUUGGCACAGAAGUUGGGUGUGAUGAGAUAUUUCAAAAGCCACUUUGGCUCACUUCUCUGACUUUUAGUUUUGGAGUUACAGGGGGGGGGGGGUCUCAGUUUUUGCCCUUUGAGCACCAAAAAUCCAGCCUUCAAGGGGGCAUUUUGAAAGUGUGAUAAGACUCCACUGAUAAAUUGUGCUGCCAAAUGAAUUUGACCAUAAACUCUACUAUAAUAGAGCUUUCAGUUCAUGCAUGUAACUUUGUCCUCAAGGUAUUGCACAGAGAGGACCCUGGGAAUAGAGUUUGGUCAAAAUUGAUGUUAAAAUUACAACCCAAAAUAGCCAUUUUUCAAAAUGUCACUAUAUUCACCUGCCUUCUUGCAUGACUUCCAUGCCUAUUCCACCGUUUACUUUAGUCACCCAAUUAUCAAAAUCAGUUGAGAAAAAUUUGGCUUAUAAUGGUUUAUUGAAUUUUUGGAACAAACACUUCAUGCCCCUCUAAGGCGAUGCAAAAUGGAAUUUUAAGCAUAAUUCAGGCCAUAAACAAACCAAAUUGUUGACAAGAAGCCCUACUUGUGUAUUUGGUAAGUGAAAAUGAACUGUUAAAGCCGAAUCAGUUUCGUUGUUUAGAAAUACACUGAUUCUUACCUUUAAAUUGAUCUUAAACAGGCCUCUGAUUAGCACAAAAAGACACAUGAUUUAGGAAAACAAACGUGAUUUUUUUCUUUGAAAACCUAGCAACCACCAUAGAACACAAAUGAUGAGGUUCUGACGUAGAUAUAACGAUCUUUUUACAAGAUGGUUAAAUUUUUCUUUGAUUUAUAUUCAGUUUCACGUCAUAUUUCUAAGCGUUGCUCCAAGCACGUGAAGUCUCCAUAUUUGUCAGGCCCUUUUUUUAUAUAUUUUUACGAGACAAAUUUAGCUUAUCAAAAGGUUCAUUAACAUAUAAUCUUCGUCUGACCUUGUAAUAGCCUGAAUAGUUGUUGUAAAUACCCAUCAGCAAAGGAGCAUGACCAUACAUACGUAGAUUAUACAAACAUAUACGAGAAUCAGUGAGCAGUAUCGAGGUGAACUGUGAUUUUCCGAGUCCUUUAGAGCUGAGAAAAUGAAACCAUCCAUCCACAGUUAGGACAGCUGGAUAACAAAAAGCUUUUGUUGCUUUUUUAAGGAAAAUAACCCAAACAAAGCCUUGCAUUGAGAUGAUGCAAUUGUUAUUAUAUCAAAUUAACUGCCCGCCAUUUUGGACUUGGACAGUGUGGGGACUGGGCCGAGUUCCCGUCCAAUCCUUCUCCUGUUUAGCGGGAAUUUUUUUGUGUUUUACAGCAGGUGUGUUCGAAGUUCUAGAAGGUGAUCUGUUUCAGGAUGAUUUUAAGAUAGCAUUUUAUUUCCUUGGAGGGGUGAAUGACCAGUGCGGCGUCACGUCGUGGGCUGUGCAAGAAACAGGAAUGCUUCCUUUGUUGUCUUACGACAGCGGCAUGAGCACAAGUAGAAGGGUUCAAGUAUGUCCGGGGAAGAAGAGGAAGACCUGGUGAUGCCAAAGCUACAGGUGAUUCAAAAGAUCAGGUAGGGAUCAUACACGCGCACAAAUGGCUCAUAUCGUGGUUUAUGGGACUCCUUUACUUUAAGAGAGACGAAGAUAGAUAAGUUACGAUGUUGUUGUCCCAAAAUGUUUGUUUAUGGUUGAUUGAUUCCCUUGAUAAUUUCCUGGGUCCUUACGAAGAGCACUAAACAUUCAACAAACUCAUCGCAGCAAUAUCUUUAUCAAAAGAAACAACAACACUAAUAGGAAUAACUUGAAGGCUGUUUUUUUGCCAGCUCAAGCUGUUUAUUUAGAUUCAGCUUGUCACGUGGACACGCCUAUAAAGCAAUGCUAAGUUUGGCAAUGCACAAUUUCGAGCCGGCUUGCAUUGAAACUCCACUGGUCUCCUUUAUUUGCCUGUUGUGUCGAAGACAAGUGAACUUAAAAUAGACCUAGCUACAUAAUUCCGCAGGAAUUGUUUUGGGAAUCUUAGACACCAAAAAGAAUUUUAGAAAAUGUCAAGAACAUUAGAAAAAAAAUUGUAGAAUCCUAGAACUUGAAUAGCAGUAUAUAUAGGAGCAUACUGAAUAGCAGUUUGAACAGUCAACCGAAUUUUGGCAACAUUUCACAGGCAAAAACGCUAAAAAAAACGUUCUUAUUUUUCUAUAUUUUUUCAUCAAAUUUUUAAUUCAAUAGUUAACAUUAUUUUAAAUAAUUUUUUAAUUAGAUAAUGAAACAAUUUUUUCUACAAAUAUACACGAAUCUUCCGUGCUCUUCCAGAACAAUUCAGAGUCAGUUCCCAUUCAAGUACAACAUAUGUGUGUUCAUUGCCUAUGCUUUAUUCCAAGCAAAUCCAAUAAUAUCGACUAAUUCGGUAGAUUUUGCGAUGGCGUUUUAAUGACAGUUUCUCGCUGGAAAUGUCAAUUUCAUCGACAAAUUUAGAUGCAGCAUGUUUUCAAAGAUCUUCGACAAAAAGGGUAAAUAAUGGAAACCAGUAACUGGAUUGUGCACUGUAUGAUAAGCAAGUGCACGUGACAAGCUGAAUGUAAACAAGCAGCUCGAGUAGACAAAAUUAACAGCCUUCAAGUUAUUCUUAUCGUACUUGUCUUUUUUUUUUUUUACAAAUUUGUUGAAUGUUUAGCGCACUUCCUAAGGACCCAGGAAAUUAACAUGGGAAUCAAUCAACCAUAAACAAACAAUUUGAGACGACAAUAUUGUAAAUUAUAUAUCAUCGUCUUUCUUCAAGCAAAAGAGUCCCAUAAACCGCGAUAAGAGCAAUUUGUGCGCAUGUAUGAUCCCUAACUGAUCUUUUGAAUCACUUGUAGCAUUGGCAUCACCAGGUCUUCCCCUUCUUCUCCGGACACACUUGAACCCUUCUACUUGUGCUUUAACCACGCAGUCAUGCCGCUAUUGCAAGACAACAAAGGAAGCAUUCCUGUUUCUUGCACAGCCCACGACGUGACAUUGCACCGGUCAUUUACCCCUGCAAAGGAAUAAAGUGCCAUCGAAAAAUUUUACUGAAACAGAUCGCUUUCUAGAAUUUCGUACACACUAGGACCCAGUUGUUGAAAGGCGGUUUAGCGCUUAACCCUGGUUUAAAAAUAACCCGUGUUUGUUUUUCUUGUGUUCAAAAGCAUUUUCUCGGAUAAUAUUCUCCGCUAUUUUUAGAGCUUCCAAUCAUCAACUUGUAGACAAAAAGAAUUAUAACCGAAAUGCUUUUUAAGCUUUCAAAUCUGAAUUCAAAUCUCGCACUAACCCUGGGUUAUCUUAACCCUGCUUUGAACAACUCGGCACUGAUGAAAAACACAACAAAUUCUCGCGAAAAGGAGAAGGAUUGGACGGGAACUCGGUCCAGUCCCCACACUCUCCAAGUCCAAAAUGGCGGGCCAGCAGACUUAAUGUAAUGACAAUUGCAUCAUCUCAAUGCAAGGCUUUGUUUGAGUUGUUUUCUUUAUAAAAGCAAAACAAGCUUUUUGUUAUCCAGCUCUCCUAACUGUGGAUGGAUGGUUUCAUUUUUUCAUCUCUAAAGAAAAUGACAGUUCACCUCGAUACUGCUCACUGAAGCUCGUAUAUGUUUGUACAAUCUACGUAUGUAUGGUCAUACUCCUUUGCUGAUAGGUAUUUACAAUAACUAUUCGGGCUACUACAAGGUCAGACGAAGAAUAUAAUGUUAGCAAACCUUUUGAUAAGCUAAAUUUAUCUGGUAAAAAUAUUUAAAAAAUGGGCCUGGCAAAGUAUCGAGACUUAACGUGCUUGGAGUAAUGCUUAGAAAUAUGACGUGAAACCACAGGUGGCCCAAGCAUAAUAUGGGCGUCCUGUGGCAUAAUAUGAGAGUUUGUAUGGGAAAAAUAGAUUUUGAAACUUAGAUGAAAUAAAUGAAGUAAAAGCGAUAAAAGUUAUCAAUGAAGCGUAAAUAUUGUUACCUGGAGCCGUUGUCUUUGUUUUUACGAAGUUUCAGCGCGAUUUGAGUACUUUUACACACUGUCAGGUCAGAUGAUGUAAAAGUACUCAAAUCGCGCUGAAACUUCGUAAAAACAAAGACAACGAUUCCAGGUAACUAUAUUUACACUUUAUUGAUGACUUUUAACGCUUUUACUUCAUUUAUUUCAUCUAACUCCCAUUAUAUGCCACAGGCGGCCCAUAUUACGCUUGGGCGACCUGUGGUGAAACUGAAUAUAAAUUAAAGAAAAAUUUAGGCAUCUUGUAAAAAGAUCGUUAUAUCUACGUCAGAACAUUAUCAUUUGUGUUUUAUGGUGGUUACCAGGUUUUCAAAGAAUAAAAUCACCUUUGUUUUGCUAAAUCAUGUGUUAUUUGUGCUAAUCAGAGGCUCGUUUUACACCAAUUUAAAGGUAAGAAUCGGUGUAUUUCUAAACAACGAAACUGAUUCGGCUUUGACAAUUCAUUUUCGCUUACCAAAUACAGAAUAAGGGCUUCUUGUCAACAAUUUGGUUUGUUUAUGACCUGAAUUAUGCUCAAAAUUCCAUUUUGCAUCGCCUUAGAGGGGCAUGAAGUGUUUGUUCCAAAAAUUCAAUAAACCAUAAUAAGCCAAAUUUUUCUCAACUGAUUUUGAUAAUUGGGUGACUAAAGUAAACAGUGUAUAGGUAUAGAAGUUAUGCAAGAAGGCAGGUGAAUAUAGUGAAAUUUUGAAAAAUGGCUAUUUUGGGUUGUAAUUUUAACAUCAAUUUUGACCAAACUCUAGCCCCAGUCUCAAAGUUACAUGCAUGAACUGAAAGCUCUAUUAUAGUAGAGUUCAUGGUCAAAUUCAUUUGGCAGCACAAUUUACCAGUGGGGUCUUAUCACACUUUCAAAAUGCCCCCUGGAAGGCUGGAUUUUUGGUGCUCAAAGGGCAAAAAAUGAGACCCCCCCCCACUGUAACUCCAAAACUAAAAGUCAGAGAAGUGAGCCAAAGUGGCUUUUGAAAUAUCUCAUCACACCCAACUUCUGUGCCAAGUUUCAGCCAAAUCGGUUGAACACAACUUUUGGCCCCUGGAACACUUUCUCAGACAAUGACACUUAAGCGAUUUCUUCAAAAAACUCCUGGAAGAGAGAAACACAAAGAUAAAUGAAAAACGUAAUGGCGUCAUUAUGUUGCCAUGGUGACUCCGAUUGCAAUAAAACCCAGAUCAUAAGAAAUUUUCAUCUUUAUAUAAUACAGUUGUGGUAACCUUUUUUUCCAUAUCUUUACUUAUGCCGACGUAGUUAAUGCUCAAAGUUGGGAGGUAUCAACCCCAAAAAAUCCAGUCGAGCCACCUUAACUUUCGCGAAUCUUCUGUUUACGGCUACAUGUUCACGCAUGUAUUCCCCCAUUAAUCAAACCAAUCGUUUUUACUUCUGUUGAGAUCACUUCUUGUGUAUAUACCAAAACAAUUACUCACCUUGGGCUCAGUUCAUAUUGUUGAAUAUCGAUCAGCUGGGGUAUUGAUUUACGUGUAAUGUUUUCUUUGUAAUCCUUAGUUGGAGUUUUGGUAUUGUCCUGUAUGAAAUUUUCACUAUUGGUAAGUUUAUUCAGAGUAUCCAGUCUAGCGCGUACUUGACUAAGUUUUUUAUUCUUGACUUUUACAACAAAACUGUGGAACAGGUCAUUGUAAGUUUGAAAUUUUAGUGUGAGGUACAAUUAUUUAUGUAAACUGCGGAAGUUGUCUAACGUGAUAGAUCGAAACUGCAGGUGGAUCCCCGUACCCAGGAAUAAACGGGCGCGACAUUCCAAACAAGCUUCAGAAGGGAUACAGAAUGCCCAAACCGAAACAUGUUGAAAAAAAGCUGUAA
Molecule: messenger RNA, 11197 nt
Organism: Porites lobata
Lineage: Eukaryota; Metazoa; Cnidaria; Anthozoa; Scleractinia; Poritidae
Source: the annotation of a GenBank genome assembly